AGCGGCCGCCCCAGGCCUGUCUCUCCGGGGGGGUUCCCGGGCACGGAGCCUGACGGGACACAGGUCGCUGGGGCCGCCCAAAGCGGCGCGGGCGGGCGGCGCUGGGCCCACCCCUCCUCCCCGCGGGGGCGGUGGCGAGGGCGGGCCGGCCGGCACCCGGAAGAGAAGCCACCGCCCGCCCUCCUGACUUCUCCGGCAGGCAGGCAGGCAGGCAGGGAGGGAGGAAGGGAGGAAAGGAGGAAAGCCGGCGGGCGCCAUGCUGCAGUUCUUGCUUGGUUUUACUCUUGGCAAUGUGGUUGGGAUGUAUCUGGCUCAGAACUAUGAUAUUCCUAACAUUGCAAAGAAGCUUGAAGAUUUUAAGAAGGAUGUGGAAGCUAAGAAGAAACCUCCCAGCGACAAGUCCUAAGAGAACAAUGUCAUCCAGGUCACCUCUGUGCAUGCAUCAAGGAUGCAAUUUACCUUUCAGGCAACAAAGAUCAAGUAGAGGGUUGGCAUGGGAGGUUCCUCCACUUUUAGUCUCCUAGAAAUGGAAUGUCCUUCUGUUGAAAGAGCAGCCGUGAACUUCUCCUGGGACUGAUUUUCAAGGGGCUAAGAAUCAGGAUUUGCAGCUGAUACAUGACUGGAUAAGAUUGUUUGUAUUUUUUGUUAUUACUUUUCCUAAUAUUUUGUAACCCAUUUUUACCUGACCUAACUGGAGUCCUAUUAGUCCUGUUACUAUGCGUACCUCAUACUUUGUAAUACCCUAGUUCUUAUAACAUCCCAAAAGAAAUUAAAUGCAUCAAGAAGUAA
Messenger RNA from Calidris pugnax (ruff), 789 nucleotides. It is a transcript of the gene STMP1, whose product is annotated as chromosome unknown open reading frame, human C7orf73. NCBI's taxonomy places the organism in Eukaryota, Metazoa, Chordata, Aves, Charadriiformes, Scolopacidae. The coding region runs from base 257 to 406 and encodes 49 amino acids. The transcript is spliced from 3 exons. The record is from RefSeq and is a predicted model, not a curated record.